Molecule: messenger RNA, 2186 nt
Organism: Stylophora pistillata
Lineage: Eukaryota; Metazoa; Cnidaria; Anthozoa; Scleractinia; Pocilloporidae
Product: organic cation transporter protein
Biological process (GO): transmembrane transport
Cellular component (GO): membrane
Molecular function (GO): transmembrane transporter activity
Source: RefSeq, a predicted model, not a curated record
GUUUCCUUUGUAUUGUUGACUGUUGUUAUCGUUUUUAAUUUUUUUUAUUUUUUUGUUUUUACACCAUUCCAACAUUUACAAACAACUUACAGGCUCUAAAAUUGGCCAGUGGGUAUGUGUCUGUCUUUUUUCACUUGACACCAGUAUACCAUUUUAAGAUUUUUCUGUUGCAAAACUAAAAUAUCACCGAGAUCGAACGUUCUAUCAGGACUCAGCCAGAGGGUGGCCUUCACUAUUUUACGCAGCAGAAUGGCUUUGACCGUAGAUCAGAUACUGGAGCAAAUUGGUAGCCUCGGAUUUUAUCAAAUCCGCCUGAUUGCUAUUCUUAGCUAUAUUGAAUGGUUUAACAUAACAUUUCAAGUCAUGGUACCAACGUUCAUCGCCGCUGAACCCAAAUGGAUGUGUGUAGCCAAUCACCGCUCGUGUAACCUGACCGGAGAGUUCAAACCCGGGGAUGAACUGUACAAGAAACGAUGCGAUAUGCCGAGGGAGGCCUGGAAAUUCGCUGAUGAUUACACUUCAGUGGUUACUGAGUUCGACUUGGUUUGCGAUAAAGCUCUUCUUGGAACCAUUUCAACUUCACUCCUGUUUGCCGGCUGGCUUGUGGGUGCGUUAAUCGGCGGAGUUUUAUCGGACAAGAUUGGCAGAAAACCAGUGCUGUAUAUAGGAUCAGUGACCUGUAGUAUCUUCGCUUGGUUGGCUGCUUUCCCAAAUGUCUUCUGGCUUUUCAUCCUGUUUAGGCUUCUUGUUGGCAUCUGUCUCGGUGGUGGAGCCAUGGGAAUCUACGUGCUGGCCACUGAGUUCGCAGGCGUCAGACAUCGUCACGUGGCUGGUACGUCACUUUGGUAUUCAUGGACCUUGUCACUAGUCAUGCUAGCAGGGCUUGCUUAUGGCAUACGUGACUGGAGAUUCCUUUCAAUUACCUGUGCAGUACCUGGACUUAUUUCCUUUAUAGGCUGGUGGUUCACCCCCGAAUCAUCAAGGUAUUUGCUACUCAAGGGGAAAGUUACGGAAACUGAGCAAAUAUUGCGACGCAUCGCUACCACAAACAAGAAAACGUAUCCAGACGAGCCUUUAGUGAAUCCGAAUGCUGAAGGAAAGGUACAGGAUCUGGGUGACUUCAGAGAUUUAUUUCGAACAAAAAAGAUGUUGCACAGGACCCUUGUUUGUUGGUAUGCCUGGUUUGUAAAUGCCAUGGUUUAUUACGGUGUAUCGUUCAGUACUCCAACUCUUGGUGGCAACAUGUACCUGAAUUUCUUCCUGCUAUCCAUCAUCGAGAUUCCUGCAAAUUAUGCCGCCAUCUGGAUCAUGGGAAAGAUUGGUCGUAGAAAGUCGCUGAUUUACUUUCUGAUCCUUGCUGCCAUUGCGUCGACCGGCGCAGUUUUGUUUACUAUGUUCGAUCCAGGAGAUGACAAAUGUUAUGCUGCCGGUAAGAUCAUCAUGGCGCUUGCUGCUAAGUUCUUUGUGUUCAUUUCGUUUGAUGCAGUCUAUGUUUAUUCCGCUGAGCUGUUUCCAACGGCCAUCAGGAAUAUUGGAAUGGGUUCCUCUACAUCUGCGGCCAGGAUUGGUUCAUUCUGUUCACCAUAUAUCGUUCAUCUAACGCGCGUACAUCCUCUCCUCCCGUACGGCAUCAUGGGAACUAAAGCACUGCUGGCCAGUCUGUUGUGUAUGACUUUACCAGAGACAAAGGGAACACCCACUCCUGAGACGAUGGACUCUGAGGAGGGAAUAGAACUGGGAAUUCGAAAUCUGGGCAUGGACGACAUAGAGCUAAAAGAUGAAAAUGAAGUGAAAGAUCCAGAGAAAAUGAAGAAUGCAAAAGAAAAUAGUGAGGAUAAAAGGAAAGAAAAAGAGAAUUAUGGCAACAACAUAAACAGCCGUGAAAGCUUUGAAGACGAUACCCCUCAUGACACCGCUUUUUGAGAUAUAUCUUAUAUAUCUUUGUCAGCUUAUCAAUCUCAGAGUGUGAUGCGAAGUUUUGGUAUAAGCUGUCUUUCUUAGAGUUUUACCAAAUCGACUUUUAGCUUUGGCUGCAUUAUUAGUGUAGGCAAUCACAUAAUUUCGAUUGCAGUUUGGAAUAACUCAGUACGACCAAAUUUUUCAAAGGCUAACCAAAUUGCAAGAGUACUCCUCGGGUUACUCCCUGGAACAAACGGCGGGGAAUGUCAACCGGAAAUUUCAAUAAA